Molecule: messenger RNA, 2146 nt
Organism: Scleropages formosus (Asian bonytongue)
Lineage: Eukaryota; Metazoa; Chordata; Actinopteri; Osteoglossiformes; Osteoglossidae
Gene: nup85
Product: nucleoporin 85
Exons: 19
Coding region: 126-2087 (653 amino acids)
Biological process (GO): positive regulation of DNA-templated transcription; mRNA export from nucleus; protein import into nucleus
Cellular component (GO): nuclear pore outer ring
Molecular function (GO): structural constituent of nuclear pore
Source: RefSeq, a predicted model, not a curated record
GGGGUCCUUCAUUCACGGCGGCGGCGGCGCGCGAUUCUUCUCAUUUUGGGUUUCGAGAAGCAAGUCGUCAAACGUCCAUAUUUUCUGACGUUAUAUUUGGGCGAUUUAUUUUCCCCCCAUUUCCAAUGGCGGAGGUUGACGUGGAUCCGAUAACUACCCUCAUUCCAGGCAUUGACUCCAGCCAGAGGCACUUGGGGUUUGUAUGGGGACCAGGAGACCUCCUCGCCUAUGAGACACAGUACAAACCCACAGGUGCCCAGCACGCUGCCCAGAGCUGCCCAUUUGUCCAUGUGGUGCGGAAAGAUGAAGACAUAUACUCCCCCAUCCUGCGUAAACUCUUCAACGAAUCCCACCAUAUCUUUGUCGGGCUGCAGAACAUGAAAGAUGACGUCCCCAGUAAAAACAAAAAGCACCAGUAUAUCAGUGUAAGCAAGAACUACAGGUCAGUGAUCAGAGCCUGCAUGGAGGAGCUCCAGCGAGUAGCAGUAUCGACACGGGAUACAGCUUUGGCAACACAAUAUGGAAAUCAGGUAUCGAUUCUGCUAGCUGUGGAGCUGAUCUGGAACCUUUGCGAAGUGCUUUUCAUUGAGGCAGCUCCAGCUGGAUCCCUGCUCCUCCACCUGCUGGACUGGGUGCGACUGCACAAAGCUGACGUGGACGAGAAAGCACAGGAGGUGUUGCAGAGCGAGUGCCCUGCUGAGCACCAGGCCUACUGGGAUGUGACAGUGUGCUACAUAUUGCAGGGCCGGAUAGACGAGGCCAGACAGAUCCUGUUGAAGCAGGCUUCCCAGCAGCCUGCAGCCAGGGUCACCUUCAAGCUGAUGGACAGUUUGCUGAUGAAGAUGCCCAUUUACAAUCCCGGUGGAACACAGACACUGACUGAGUUUGAUGUAAAAUGGAGGCGGUGGCACCAGGAGUGUGAUCGCUGCCUACAGGACAACUCUUUUGCCAGCCAUCCACACCUGGAACUCAUCUGCAAGAUCUUGGUUGGGGAUGAGGACACUCUUCUGGAGCAGAGGGAGCACCUGAGCACCUGGUACCACUUCCUGGUGACCCGUCUUCUGUACUGCCACCCCACAGUAAAACCUACAGAGCUUCAUUACUAUGCCCAGGCCAGUAUGGACAUGUUCCUUGAUGGCCGGAGUGCCCCGGAACCCCUAGACAGCAUUCUGCUUGCUGCCUUUGAGUUUGACAUUCACCAGGUUAUCAAGGAUUGCAGCAUUGCUCUCAACAACUGGUGGUUUGUAGCUCAUCUGACAGACCUUCUGGACCACUGCAAGUUGCUACAGUCUCACAACCUUCACUUUGGCUCUAAUCUGAGAGAAUUUCUCCUACUGGAAUAUGCAUCUGGCCUUUUCACUCAUCACAGCCUGUGGCAGCUAGCUGUGGACUACUUUGAUCACUGUCCAGAGUUUGGACGAGUCUACCUGGAGCUCCAGAUCGAACGGGUGCCCUUGGACACAGAGCGCAAGGCCCUGAAGGUGCUCCGUAUCUGUGAGCAGAGGCAGAUGGCAGAGCAAGUGCGCAGCAUCUGCAAGAUCAUGGCCAAGAAAGCAUUGAGGAACAACCGGCUGGGCUCGGCGCUGUCUUGGAGCAUCCGGGCAAAGGAUGCCGCUUUCGCUACACUCAUCUCAGAGAGGUUUCUGCAGGACUACUGCACCCACGGGACUUUCUCAGACCUGGACCUGAUAGACAACUUAGGGUCAGCAAUGCUGCUGAGUGACAGACUCACUUUCCUUGGUAAAUACCGAGAGUUCCACAAGCUGUACGCCGAAAAGCAGUUCGCAGAAGCAGCAAGGCUCCUGUUGUCCCUUAUGACAGCCAAGAUCGCCCCUCGCAGUUUCUGGAUGACCCUGCUGACAGAUGCGCUGCCCCUUCUGGAGCAGAAACAGGUCAUUUUCUCAGCAGACCAGACGUACGAGCUGAUGCACUGCCUGGAGGAGCUGACCACUGGCAAAGUUGCUCCUGAAACGGAACUCUCUAUGCAGGAGGACAACAUAGAAGCGACCAAGAUAGAGCUGUUACGACUGGCACUUGCUCGCAACCUGGCCUUGGCCAUAGUGAAGGAGGGCACCCUGGAAGCCUAACACACCCCCCCCUCUAUUUUAUGUACAUAAAAAUACAUCAAUAAAUAUUCUCUUUUGCA